UGCCGAGCGCUGCGGCCUGGCCCGGCCGGGCCCAGGCACCUCCCCGUGGCCGCAUUGGCCUCCUGUGGCACCUGUCCCACAUGCCAGGUCAGAUCUGGCCCAUGGAGGGUCCUGGCACUUCCCAGCUGGCCCAUGGAGCAAAAGGUACUGAAAGUCAACAGUUACACUGCAGCCUUGCCGAUUGUGCUACUACCUGCAUAGCAGAUUAAAUAGGAACAAAGUUUUCCAAAUGUCAACCACUGCAGGUUUCAGUAGAGAACAUACCGUUACUGCACACUGGAUGUCCAAAACUUCUCGUGCAGGAGUUAUACUACGUCCUAGUUUCCAUGACUUGAAAACUAAUAGAGCCAGUCAGUCAUCUGGAACUGCAGACAUCACAAGCUACCCAUUUGAAAUGCUGCAUUUUUCAAACAGCAGUUGUUCUGUAAGUGAAGACUCCCUACAUGAAGAAAAAACCUUGGAAUCUGACACCUUUCAUGGUCUUCUCCCAGGUACAACAGAAACAACUCUUCCUGCUCAUUUGGGAGAAGAAAAACAAAUAUUAGCAUUCAAAGAUGCUACAGGGCAGCAAGAAACUGAGUUUAUAUAUGACAAGGCAGAUGAUUGGAGUGAAGCAGAUUACAGUGACCCACUUUUACAAAAGCUUGAGCAGCUAAAGGAAUUUCAACAGCAGAAACAAGAACAGUUGAAGAGGCAACAGAUGGAACAACUUCAAAGGCUUAUGGAAGAGCAACAGAAACUACUUACUGUGGUAUCUGGCCAACAAGCAACUCCUUGUUUCACUUUACUAGCAGAAGAUCAGAGCCAAAGAUAUGAACAUACAGUUAGUUCAACCUCUGCAACCCACUUGCCAUCAGUUAUGUAUCAGAAUCAUAGUGGACACAUUGCUCGUCACCUGGAUGAUUUUUCUAGUGAACAUCUACAAAAGUUAAACAAUGAGUGCAUCUUAUCUUUGAAGAGCCAUUUCUCUGCAAACUCUGUCUCUGAGAAACAACACAUACAGGCAUCUUUGAAACCACGAAGCAAUCUGAAGAACAGUGAGGAAGACAAAAAAAACACUGGAAAAAGCAUUUGGUGUCUAGAUAAAAAGAUGGGAGAAUCAGCAGAAGGUAAAAACUGUAAUGCUGAUGGGUUACAUUCAGAAAAUGCAGAUUUCUCUGAAGGUCCCAAUGGAAGAAAAUGCUUGCAAAUGGCUAACACAGAAGAAAGGCCUAUUAAGGCUGGGAUUCAAGAUAGGAAACAGACAUUUGAAGAAUUCCUGGAAGAACAGAUACAACUGGAAGAACAACGCCUGAAGAAAAAGGAACAGCUACAGGAAGCAGAGAAAUUGACUUCUCAGAAACAAGUAACAAAAUGGCCCUUCCUAAAAAGAGGAGAAGGCUUAUCUAGGUUCACUAAAAUCAGAUCUAAAGUAACUAAGUAUAAAGAAGGGAAAGUAAUGUUUCAACUAAGUACUUCAGAGGACAGAAAUAUUGCUAAAGCAGAGAGACCCCAUAUACAGAGGAAAACGGUGACUUUGAGCAAAGAACUGGUUUCUGAGAACUCUGUUAUUCCAUCCAAAAGGUAUAAUCAAACUAUUAAGACAAAGAAUGGUCCUGCUGGGCAAGAAAGGCAGACCAUGGUACUCAAGAAUCAUAAUGGGAAGACUAUUUUGCCAUCAAAAGUAGCAGUCCGGACUGAGAAGAAUCUAGAUGAGCAGUUUAAAGAAUCUUGCAGAUCAGAAAUCAACAAUAAAUUAGAAAAUAAAGAAAACAUAAUGGAGUUUGCAAAAUCUAUUGAAAUUGGCAGCAAGUACAGAAGCAAUUUACCACAUACAGAAAAGUAUCAGGUGCCUACAGAGUUGACUAAAACAGCCUUCCUUUCCCAAUGUUCUAUGGGUCGCCCUGCAAAAGACCUAGAACUUUGUUUAGAGCUUUCAUUCCAGAAUAAGUUGGAAAACUGGGAAAAAGAAAAGGAGAAAGAGAACAUGGAAUUGGAUGAAUUUUUGUUUCUAGAACAGGCUGCUGAUGAAAUAUCUUUCUCAAGUAAUUCUUCAUUUGUACAGAGGAUCUUGGAACAAGAUCAACAACUUUCAAAAGGCCGUAGAAUGUCUUCUACUCCUAUCAAAACAACACAGCAGCAGAUGAAUACAUUGGUUAUUACAGCUAUAAAUAACAAAAAUAAAGUGGACAAUAUCUCACAGGGAAAUAAAAAUGACAGAGCAGUUGCAUACACAGUUUCAGAUUUGGGGACAUCUAUUGGAUUGAAGGAUCAUUCUAAGAAAACAGAUAAUAAAAUAUUUCAGAUUUCUUCCACUGUAGCAAUUCCAAAUUUACAAAGCACUGAAUGGAAUAUAAAUGAAACUAAGGGUGACGAAAGCAAUGAUUUUAUGACAGAGUCUGAAGAAGAACUUGAGACCACCUUGACAGGUUCAAAUGAAAAUGAUAAAAAGUUCCUUUUGGGUAGUAGAGAAGACAAUCCAGAAUUCUGUGAUAGAGGACCUGUCAAAGAUACCAGCAAAGAAAGCAAAAGUGGAGAUGCUGAUCUUGAUUUAUCAGACAAAGACUAUAGCAGUGAUGAAUCCAUUGGGGUAGCAAACCAAAGUAGUAGUAAAGUUUCUGGCUCUCAAAGAAGCUCGUCUUCUAUAUAUAGAAAUAAUAUUGAGUUUGAUGAUGAUAGAACAUGGAGUGAUCUGGAGGAAAAUGUGAUUCAGCUUGAAGUUCCUAAAAAUGGUAGCAUUAAAAUACCUCUCCAAAGUAAUUCUUCUAAUAUGAGUGAAGUGUGUAUCCCAGACAAAGCAUUAAAAAGAAAGGUUGCUUCAAUAAAGAGAGGAGAUGAUCUCCCCAAAGAGAGGGUGACAGACAAUACAAAUAUCCCUCCCACAUCAGAUCUGAUGAUGAAACUUUUUCCUUCACUGAAACCUAAGCAGAAGGCUGAGUCUUAUUCAAAACAAGAAGACAAAUCAAAUGCAGAGCAGGAGGAAUCAGGAGGAGACACUGUUCGAUCUCAGGUUUUGAGAGAGAAGCUUGUUGAGUUGGAGACAGAAAUUGAAAGAUUCAGAGCUGAAAAUGCAUCUCUAACAAAACUCCGGCAAGAGCGAGAAUGUGCCUUAGAAAACCUUAGGAAAGAAAUUGCAGACUUUGAGCAGCAGAAAACAAAAGAAUUGGCCCGGUUAGAAGAAUUUAAGAAAGAGGAAAUGAGAAAACUGCAGAAAGAACGUAAAGUUUUUGAAAAAUAUGCUACAGCAGCUAGAGCCAUCCCAGAUAAAAAAGAACGUGAUGAAAUUCAGGCUUUAAAACAGCAGAUUGCAGACUUGCAGGAAGACUUAAAACGGAGGGAGGCAAAAUGGUCAAGCACUCAGGGUCGUCUUAGAAACCAGAUUGAAGCUUUAACAAAGGAGAACGCGGAACUAAGAGAAGAGAUCAGAAUUAUGGAAAGGUUUCGUCUAGAAGCCUGGAAGAAAGAGUCAGCUACUGAAAGCAAAAGGAAAGCUGAAAGUUGUGGGAUAAAAUUGAAAAGAGAAGAGUCUAUGUGUCCGCCAGUAGGACUCCAGAAAUGUCAGAUUCUGUCUCCAGUUCCUCCAACAGAAAAGUGCAGCAAGAUGAGCAGAAAAAGUUAUUCCCCAGCCAAAGGAAAGCCUUCUAGAAGACCUAAAUCAGCACUUGGGAGUGAUUUGAAUAAUGGUGACAAGACAAUGCUGACCUUGGAAGAUUCCUCUAGGACUUUUACAAUAGAUGUGUCCCCUAAUGGAACUUGUGAGUCAAAGUCAACAAGCAGUAAAGAAAUACAGGGAGAAAUUAACUAUCCUGAUGGAAAGGUUGAAAAGAUUUUAAAAAAUGGCUGCCACCUUAUAUUUUUCCCUAAUGGCACACGGAAGGAAGUUAGUUCUGAUGGAAAGACCAUAACUGUAACUUUCUUUAAUGGAGAUGUGAAACAAGUUAUGCCAGAUCAAACUGUGAUUUAUUAUUAUGCAGAUGCCAAGACAACUCACACUACCUAUCCUGAUGGCCUAGAGGUCUUACAUUUCUCAAAUGGACAAAUAGAAAAGCACUACCCUGAUGGAAGGAAGGAAAUUACAUUCCCAGAUCAAACUAUUAAGAACUUACUUACAGAUGGGCAAGAGGAAAGCAUUUUUCCAAAUGGUACUAUUGUUCGUGUUCUGAGAGAUGGAAGCAAAACUAUAGAAUUUAAUAAUGGUCAGAGAGAACUGCACACGCUGGAAUUCAAGAGACGGGAAUAUCCAGAUGGCACUGUCAAAACUGUGUAUGUUGAUGGCCGCCAGGAAACAAAAUAUGUCUGUGGGAGAAUCAGAGUUAAGGACAAGGAUGGCAAUAUAAUAAUGGACACAAAGUUAUGACAAAUAUGAAUCUAAGGAAUUUUAUUUAUUUAUGCAAACGUAGCUGUAAGAACAUAGAAGUGUGUGUUUCUGGAGAGAGACACCCCCCCCCCCCC
This is a messenger RNA of Alligator sinensis (Chinese alligator), 4431 nucleotides long. RefSeq names its product centromere protein J (gene CPAP). NCBI's taxonomy places the organism in Eukaryota, Metazoa, Chordata, Crocodylia, Alligatoridae. The record is from RefSeq and is a predicted model, not a curated record. Bases 230 to 4336 code for a protein of 1368 amino acids. Gene Ontology annotation, molecular function: tubulin binding. Gene Ontology annotation, biological process: cilium assembly; centriole elongation. The transcript has 17 exons. Gene Ontology annotation, cellular component: nucleus; centriole; centrosome.